GUCCAUCGUCUGACCUCUCUAUCGCGGGCCAACGCUUAAACAGCCAUGGCGCCGCCGCCGUCAUCGACAGCGACGACAUCUGUCCAAGUCGCGCUCCGAAUCCGGCCCACCACCUCAGCGGACACUGCGUCGAUACCCGCCCGUUUCCAGAGGACUGUCAUUCACGCCGCAGGCCCAACCAACGUCUCCGUCGAUGCCUCCUCCGCACCCUCAACCGCAACCGGCGCAGCUACUGCCGUUUCCUCUACCUCAGCAUCCGGUCCUGGCGGCAAAAAGCAAGUCUUUGCUUUCGACCAGGUCCUUUCUCCCUCGGCCACACAACAUGACAUCUUCCAGAGCACCGCACGCCCACUCAUUAACCGCUUCCUCGAGGGCUUCAACUGCACUAUCCUCGCCUACGGCCAAACUAGCUCAGGAAAGACCUUCACCAUGACCGGUAUUGACCUCGACCAGAACCCCAACGACCCAAGCAACGGCAUGGGCAUCAUACCUCGAGCCGUCUCUACCAUCUUUUCUGAGGCGAAGAGGCGCAGGGACGAGAAGGCUGGAAACUGGAACUAUAACAUCAAGGGCUCUUUCGUCGAACUAUACAACGAAGACCUCAUAGAUUUGUUAGCCUCGGACGCGUCUGGUGGGAAGAAGGAGGUCCAAAUUCGCGAGGGAAAGGACGGAUCCAUCAUCUGGGGUGGCCUGCGCGAGGUGAACGUGAAGAGCAGUGGUGAGGUCAUGGGUCUCAUUCGCCAGGGCACGGCUAUCCGGCGGACGAACGAGACGGACAUGAACGCGCAGUCGUCGCGGUCACAUGCCAUCUUCUCGCUCACCCUUACCCAGAAGAAGUUUGUCGGGUCCGGCCCACCGCCCCGAUCAUCAUCGCCCCUACCACCCACCGGACGCUCGCCCUCACGCCUUGCUCGUCCAGGCUCGAUGAUGGUUAGCAGUCCCAAUGGCAGAGUUUCCUCCCCUACCUUCGGUCGUCCAUCAACUCCCUCUUCAUUCUCGUCUGGGCUUGCGCGACCAAGUGGCGGUCUUCGACCAGCAAGCUCGCUCGGUGUGCGCAGCGACAGCAAGCAAGCCAAUGACGAUGAGGAGGGCGAUUGGGUCACUGUCGUGUCGAAAUUCCAUUUCGUCGACUUGGCAGGCUCGGAACGCCUCAAACGUACCGCUGCUGCAGGCGAGCGUAUCAAGGAGGGUAUCUCCAUCAACAGCGGUCUGCUAGCCCUCGGCAACGUCAUUUCCGCCCUUGGUGAUCCCGCUCGCGCGAAGUCACAUACUGCAACGCACGUCCCCUACCGUGACUCCAAGCUCACCCGCCUGCUUCAGGAUUCGCUCGGUGGGAAUGCGCAUACGCUCAUGAUCGCGUGUGUGAGUCCGACGGAGUGGAACGUGGGCGAGACGGUGAACACGCUCAAGUAUGCGAACCGCGCACGGAAUAUCAAGAACCGUGCGGUCGUGAACGAGAAGGAGGAAGGCUGGGAAGACGUCGAGUGGCUCCAGAACACCGUGACGCGCCUCCGCAAGGAGCUCAAAGGGAUCAAGAGCGGCGACGUUAUCGAGGCGACGGCCACUGCGCCCUCGUCGGGGCCUUCUUUAAUAGUGCGCGAGCCGUCGGAUAAUGGCGUGUCGAAGAAGAUGCUUGCGCAGAUGACGGAGCUGCAGAACAACUACGAGAGUCUCCGCGAGAAGUACUCGAGCAGGACGGAGGAGCUGGCGCGGUUGAGGCGGGAGCUUGGGGAGCACCACCGGUCGGAUUCGCAAGGCGCUACGGGUGGGACUGCUAAGUACGAGGAGAUUGUCGGGCCGGUGAUCGAGGAGUACGAGAAGACCAUCAACACGAUGGAGGCGGAGCUUGGACUCAAUCGUGCUGCGUUGCGCAUGACGAACACACUCGUGGAGGAGAAGGAGGAGGAACUUGCUCAGAUGGCCGAGCGACAUUCUGCGACGGAGCUUUAUCUCGAGGAGCUGCGAUCGAGGCUUGCUAAGUUGACGGAACGCGAGGCAUCGACUGAGGCGUAUGUGCGCGAUCUGGAGGAGAAGGUCAAAUCGUACGACGAGAACUCGACGUCAUCAAACUCGUCGCUCGUCGAUCUCAAACGGGAGCUCGCACGGUACAAGGACGCGGAGGCUCACUCGACGACUUACAUUGCCGACCUCGAGGCGAAGCUUGCGCGCUCGGAUGAAUCUGUUGUUUCGUUGCAGCAGAAGGUUGAGCAGCUCGAAAGUGAGUGCGACCGGCGGCGCAGCGAGGCGGAGGCGUUGGAGGAGCGCCUUGCUCGGCUGGACGAAGACAGUGUCGCGUGGAGGUCGGAGCUCGAGCAGCGCGAGCGGAAAGUGAAGGAGCUCGAGCAGCGGAUGGAGGAGUGGGAGCGGAAGAAGAAGGAGGCAAACGAGGAUCGCGAACGGCUUAAUGGCAUCAACAGCGAGGUCGAGCAAGCCCGUCGUAGCCUCGAAGGCACUCAGAAGGUCAACGGCAGCCGCCGCCGCCGCCCAAGCGCGUCUGGCGCAACCACGCCCACUUCCUCCGAACCUGAGCCUGACCGCGACGCCGACGGCUCAAUAGUAGAUCAACUCUCCGCGCUGCAGCAGACGCACGCGGCGACGCUCGCGGACCUGUCGGGCGUCACAGCCAAGUACCGCGACGCGCUGCGCGAGAUCUCGGACCUCGCCGCGCAGCUGCAGGAGGCGAAGCUCGCGAACCCGACGAUCCCGGAGAGCCCGUUCUCGGAGAAGACGCUGGAGACACCGCCGUUCCGGCGCCGGCUGACGAGUCCCAAGACGCCCGUCGAGAUAUCCGAGAACGCGGGCCGCCGCCUUUUUUUCCGGCAGGCGACCUCCGCGGAGUCUCUCCACGCGAGGUCGCUCUCGCAGUCGCAAUCGCUCUCGCAGGAGCUCUCGUCGGCUCGCUCACGCAAAAGCUCUGCCAACAGUAACAGUAACGGCAAUGGCAACGGCAAUGGCAGUUUGCAUAGCCACAGCGCGUCUACGUCGAGCUCCGUCUCGGGCUCGCCGUCGAUGCCGCACCACCGCCCGAACCUGUCUAUUUCGCUCGCGGGGCUGAUGAACGGCGGCGGCCCGCAGGCGGGGCCGGAGCAGCGCUCGCACUCGAGCAUGGAGAAGGAGAUUAUGCGGCUGCAGGAGGUGCUGCGCGAGCGCGAGGCGGAGAUCACGGGGCUGGAGGCGUCGGUGCGCGAGAAGGACCGUGCGUUGUCGUUGAAGGCGGCGGCGCCGGUUGUUGAGACGAUUCCUGAGACGCCCGCGGCGGAGGCGCAGGCGGAUAAUGUGUCGCAUUUGUCGCCUGCGACGAUGGCGAGGUUUAAGGCGGUGAGGAGGAGCAUGCAGUUGCAUGGGAUUGGGCCUGGGGAGCUGCACGAGGUUAAUGGGAAGCAGGAGGCGGAGAGCGAGGAGAGCGAGGAGGAUGUGGACAAGUCGCUGGAGAGGCUCAAUGAGCUCAUGCUGUCCAUGGCGCAGAAAGAGUCACAACACAAGGAACAGGUCGACAAGCUCGAGUCCGAGCUGGCCCAAGUACGGCGGUCGCAUGAUACGCUCACGACGCUGUCUCGCGAUCAGACUCUGAAUAUGUCUAAUGAGCUAGAAGGCCUCCGGUCGAAGCAUGAAGAUACCACGCUCCAGCUCGAACAAGCUCGGGCUAAGGAGACCGAGUUGCUAGAGAGCAUUGAGAAGGCCAAGGCUGAAUAUGCCGCCGCCGUUGAAGCGCUGAAGGGCGAACAUGCAGAGGCUUUAAAUUCCAAAGGCGAGGAGGUCGACGCGCUUAUGGCCAAGCUCAAGGAAGAGAACGAGUCUGCCGUUACCUCCCUCCGUGCCGAGCUCUCCGAAGCAUCAUCCGCCCUCGAAAAGGCUCGCCAGGAGCACGAAGAGGCGUUUGGCAAGCUGCAGAAGGAGCACGAGGAGGCACUCGAGCGCCGCUCGCGGGAGGCCAAGGAGCUGCUCGAGUCCACCGUCAAGGAACACACCGCCGCACUCGAGAAGGCCUCCGCCGAGCACGCGGAGGCGCUCAGGGCCAAGGACGAGCAGAUCAGCACGGACAUCAGCCGGCUCGAGGAGGAGUACUACAACGCGCUCACCAAGCUGCGCACGGACCACGGCGAGGCGACGCAGAAGCAGGCGGCCGAGUCCGCGGCGGCGCUCGAGCGGCUCAGGGAGGACCACGCGGCGGCGCUGCGUAUGGCGGAGAGGGCGCGGGACGCGUCGGUGUCGGAGUCGCAGAGCACACGGGACGCGGCGCUGACGGCGCUGCAGGAGGAGCAUGCGGCGGCUGUUGCGCGCAAGGAGGCGGAGGCGGCGGAGGACGUGGAGAGGCUCCGCGCGGAGCAUGCCAAAGUGCUCGCGGGCAGGGAGGAGGAUUAUCGUGUGCGCCGGGAGAAUUUGAAGAAGGAGCAUGGGCAGCAGCUUGCGAUUCUACGGGAGGAGUCGGAGGAUAAGGCGGAGAAGAUGGGCGCGGAGAUUGCGAAGCUUGCGGAGGAGGCGAAAGCAGAGAAGGCGAGGGCGGAGGAGGAGCAUGGGGCGGCGGUGCAGGCGCUCAAGGAGCAGCAGGCGGUUGUUCUUCAGGAGGUUGCGAAGGGACACGAGGACGAGGUCGCGAAGCUCACGGGCGAGCAUGAGGCUGCGCUCAAGAGUGCCGCUGCGAAGGCAGACGAGGAGCGGAUGGGGUUGCUGGCUUCGCACGCCGAGGAAAUCUCCAGGCUCAAUGGGGAGCACGAGGCGGCGCUGGCGGAGGCGCAAGCUGCUCUUGCUGCUGCUCAAGACGAGCUGCAAGCUGCUGGUAUCAAGAGCGACGAGGAACGUGCUGCCCUGCUUGCUUCUCACGAGGAAGAGAUGACGAAGCUCAAGACGACUCACGAAACCGCGCUGGCAGAGGUUCAGGCCUCGCUUGCAGCAGCGCGCGACGAACACUCGAGUGCUGGGAGCAACUUUGAAGAAGAACGCACCUCACUGGUUGCUUCACACUCGGAGGAGAUUGCCAAGCUCAAGGCCGAGCACGAGAGCGUGAUCGCAGAAGUUCAAGCUACGCUCAUCGCUACUCAGGACCAACACCAGACAGAUCUCGAAACCUCACGCGAGACGAGCGAGCGCCACUUCACCGAGGAGCAGGAACACCUCACGUCGACGAUUGCCGAGCUCGAGAAGCAGCAUUCCCAGGAACGCGAGACGCUCCGCAAGGGCCACGAUCUUCUCGCUGAGGAGCUCGCCAAGUACAAGGCGGAGGCCGAGGACGAGCGAGCGAAGAACGAACGGUUGCUCGCGGAGAUGAAGGAUGCGUCGUCGAUGUCGGAGCGCGAGCUCGUGGAGAAGCAUGCUGCGGAGCUCAAGGCGGCGCAUGAUGAACGCGACGCGCUGGCUCAGGAGGUCGAGUCGCACAAGGCUGCGAAUCACGAGUUUUUGGACGCCAAGGUCGCGCACGAGCGGACGCUCACAGAGAUGGAGCAUGCGCUGGCCGAUGCGAAUGCUCAGAAGGGCGCGUUCGCGAGCGAGGUCGAGGCGCUCAGGGCCGAGCUCGAGAGGACCCGGACGGAGCAGGCGCAGCUCGUGGAGGAGGCGUCGAAGCGCGAGUCGCUCGUCGGCGAGCUGGAGAAGCACCGCUCUGUGCUCGCGGAGGCACAGGAGAACCUGCAGAAGGCCAAGGACGAGAAGGACAAUGUGCAGGCGGAGAAAAUGAAGCAGGAGGAGCUCGUGCGCGAUCUGCAGGCGCAGCUCCAGCGUGCGUCUGUCGUGCCUGACGGCGUGCCCGCCGUACAGAGCCAGGGCCAGGGCCCGAGCCCGACGUCCCGCGCGUUCAGCCGCGUCAGCGGCGCGAACAAGCUGCCUCCACCCACGCCCCCUCCCUCUGUGCCUCCACCGCCAGCACCCACGGCGCCGCCGCCGGUGCACAAGGCGGACUCGCAGUUUAGCAUUUCGACGCAGUCGUCGUCGAUCGUGUCGCCGUCGGUGUCCAAGGAGUCGUCAUCGGGCCAGUACGAGACGCCUGCGACGUCUGUCGCGUCGAUUACGCUACCUGGGGGCCAGACGGUUGCGAUGUCGGAUGCAAAGGCGAUCGCGGCGAAGAUCGAUGACCAGGGCAAGUACAUUGCGGAGCAGGAGGUGAUGAUCAAGACGCUGAACAAGCAGCUGUCGCACUGCGAGAGCGAUCUGGCUGCGCACAUGGACCUCGUGGGCACGCUGGAGACGUCGUUGGGGGAUUCGGAGAAGAACUUGAAGAAAGUGCGGCUACAGACGAGCGAGCUUGCGCGCGAGCGUGACUCGUUGCACCACCAGGUGGAGACGCUACGCGGGGAGCUAGAGAACUCGCGAAAGGAGGUGGAGAACGCGCGGCGGUCGAUCGCUGAGGAGAAGCACUCGUACGAGGCGCGGCUCGACGAAGAGCGGCGGGCGAAGGAGCGAGCGCGGGCACAGCUGGACUCGAGGAUGGAGGAGGUGCAGAAACGCAAAUCCAAGUUUGCGUGUCUGUGAUCGUCCGCAGUCUGUUGUCGUCGAUCUCUGCUUGUCGUCGGUUGUCAAUGUGCCGCUGUUGGCCGAUCGGUUGUGCUGUCACAGCUUUGCCCCGCUGUCGGUUUUAGUGCCGGGGGAUUCGUCCGCCGUUCCAAGCUUCCGUCGCGCGGUCGUGGCCGCAGUCCAUCGAUUUCGAUUUUCAUCUUUUCAUCUCUCUCAUCAGCCACGCAUGUCCCGUCCGCCGGUGUUACCAAUGCCAUCGACCCCUGGACCUGGCCAGGGUCGGGGGGCUGGCAUACCCCUUCCGCUCGUUGAUCUAUUAUCUUAUAUCCUCGGCGCCGGUCGAAAAUGUGUAGGUUCUCCAGUCUAGAGGUUGUGGUUCUACGUAUAUGUUCCUCUCGUUUUGUGAUACCCAUCUCUCCCUCUCUCUCUCAGUUAUUGAAAUCGCUUUAUUAUGCACGUUCCUUCAGACUUGGCUAGCUAGUUAUUAUGCAUGUUAUAAUACUAUACACAUCUUUUUUCGUUCUUUGUUAUUUUGAUUUUGAUUUUUGGAUGGACG
Coniophora puteana RWD-64-598 SS2 is the source of this 7000-nucleotide messenger RNA. Its product is annotated as kinesin-domain-containing protein. The record is from RefSeq and is a predicted model, not a curated record. Gene Ontology annotation, biological process: microtubule-based movement; mitotic spindle organization. The transcript is spliced from 8 exons. The coding region runs from base 46 to 6462 and encodes 2138 amino acids. Gene Ontology annotation, molecular function: ATP binding; microtubule binding; microtubule motor activity. NCBI's taxonomy places the organism in Eukaryota, Fungi, Basidiomycota, Agaricomycetes, Boletales, Coniophoraceae.